GAGAAACUUACAGGGACUCUGCAGAGCUAACCAUGGUCGUCUCAAGGCUCCAAUGCUGCAUGUUAUACUUUGCAUGCAUUUUCAUAGAAAGCUGCAUGUCUUUUAAGAACGAUGCCACAGAAAUCCUGUAUUCCCAUGUGGAUAAAAACAUCCAAGAGAGUGCCAACAGCAGUGCCCUGAACCAGGCUAGGAAUGGAGGAAGACACACGGCUAACUCUGCCAUGGACAGGACAAAUCCCCAUCAAGUUGGAUGCAGGGAGCUGAGAUCUACAAAGUACAUCUCAGAUGGGCAGUGCACCAGUAUCCAGCCUUUGAAAGAACUGGUCUGUGCUGGAGAGUGUCUUCCUCUUCCUAUUUUGCCCAACUGGAUCGGGGGUGGCUAUGGGCUGAAGUACUGGAGUCGGAGAAGCUCUCAGGAAUGGAGAUGUGUCAAUGACAAGACUCGCACUCAGCGUAUCCAGUUGCAGUGUGAGGAUGGCACGACUAGAACCUACAAAGUCACGGUGGUAACUUCCUGCAAGUGCAAGAGGUACACCAGGCAGCACAACGAAUCCAGCCAUAACUACGAAGGAGCUUCUCCAAUGAAACCCAUUCACUCUCUCCAACAUCAUCACUCCCACCACAACCGUGAUAAGAAAAGACUAAUCAAGAUGUCCAAGCACAUUCCUAGCUAGAGAAAAAAAUGCAAACCAUAGACUGAUUCUUAUGACUGUAUGUCUCCAAAAGACUGACUUUGUAAUUUCUGUUGGAAAAGGAAGCCUGGGGUUUUUUUUGUAACAAAGAUUGUUUAUAUGGAGAACACACAAUAUAACAGUUGCAUCCUAUUUUGUUCCACGUCAUUUUGAAGGACUGACGUAUCUUUUCCAGAGAAUAAAAAGGAAGUUUUGUAUCUAAUACUUUUAUUGAAAAAGUAAAAGGUGCUUCAAACAAGCUAUGUACUAGAGUUGUAUCUUAGAAUAAUUUAUAAAGUCCCAGUCUUGUAAUAUGGUUCUUAUACAUUUGGGCUCACAGCUGAAUAUUUUGUGGCAAGUACUUAUCGGUUGCUAAAGGGAAAGUUUUGCCUUAGAUAUUGCUCUGAAUGUGUUUAAAGGUAAAAAAAAUAACACUUGCAAUAUGACAAGUCAUUUUUAUAUAGGAAAGGUAUAAAUAUUUGGAACAUUAACAUUUGCUUUUUUUUUUAAAUAGUGCCCACAAUCAUUUUCCAAAAAGUGCCCGAAUUUUGACCUGGUGAUUAUCAGAGGAGGAAAUGUUGAUCUGCUAUAGCCAGCCCUAGAUUUCUAGUGCAAAAUGAAAUCAAUGAGCCCAACUACUGCCUAACGGACUGUACAUGGGAAUAUUUUUCCAAAUAAACUAGGGAUUUGGGCUUAUUGGGGUAUCUGCUAUACAUCUGCUGCAGAUCCCUACUGUAGACAAGAGAAGGCCAGCAACUCAUUGGCUGAUACCUGAGCAAGCUAAUAUAUGUCCAGAGGGCUUGUGUCAAAGGUGCUCAUAAACAUAGGUAAAUAAAUUCCUCUUAUUCUUGGGGCCAAAUAUGUGUCUUCAAAGGAAAGGACCCUGCCAUUUUCUGGUCAUCUCAUCACAAUAAAAAGUCCUGCCCCAUCACAAACAGAGUGGUGGUUGGCAAUUUAUCAAAAACUAGUAGGAUGCCUGACCAAAUACAUCAUGUGGGGUGUUUGAUUCCAAUAGGGAUAUAUCCAAUAAAGACACAAAAUACAGCUACAGCUACACAUAUUUAUUUGUCCCUGGAGUUAUACAAACAUCUACCACUCCAGCAUGACCUGCCACAAAACUCAUGUAUGCGACCAUUUUAAAGGUUUGAAAGCUUUCUGAAUGUGAUUUUCAUCUGUACAGUGCAUUUUGUUUUAUAGCUUUUUCAUGUAUGAAAGUAUUUUCCUACAAUUUGUAAGUAGAUUGCCACCUGCUAUAUUUUUUUUGUAGAUAAUGUAAAAUAAAUAUGUAGUAUUUGUGGUAUAUUUUUACAUUGUGAUAUUUUUAUUGGCACAAUAUAUUUGAAUGUUCAUUAAAAGCUAUUUUGUGCAAUCCAGAA
Xenopus tropicalis (tropical clawed frog) is the source of this 2047-nucleotide messenger RNA. It is a transcript of the gene sostdc1, whose product is annotated as sclerostin domain containing 1. NCBI's taxonomy places the organism in Eukaryota, Metazoa, Chordata, Amphibia, Anura, Pipidae. The record is from RefSeq and is marked provisional. Gene Ontology annotation, cellular component: extracellular region.